AUGCCUCCCCCCGCAGAUGCUGAAGACCGGGCCGUUUCGUUCCUUCGGGAGAGCCUUCCCUUUGCCCACAGCGACGAAAAGCCGCACGUCACAUUGACUUUUGCACAGUCUCACGAUGGCAAGAUCGCAGGCAAAGGUAAAUCGCAGCUGGCGCUCAGCGGCCCUGAAAGCAUGCUCAUGACGCAUAAGCUCCGCACACUCCACGACGGUAUCUUGGUCGGCAUCGGUACGGUCCUCAACGACAAUCCGCAGCUCAACGCACGACUUCUCUCAAGUCCACCUCCCGUAUCACAGCUGCCACGGCCGAUCGUUCUCGACUCCGGGCUACGGAUGCCGUUGUCCUGCAAGCUCAUACAUAACUAUGCUUCCGGAUUGGGACGGCAACCAUUGGUGCUGGCGUCAAGUGGCGCCAGCCCGGCUAAGCGAUCUCGACUGGAAGAGGCUGGCGUUGAGGUGAUUCAGCUUGCCGGCAACACCUUGGCAGGUCUGCUCGACUGGACGACGCUUCUGAAGCGUAUCCACGACGCCGGCAUCCAGCGACUCAUGAUAGAGGGGGGCGCUGCGGUCAUCGACAGCCUGAUGCAGCAGCCACUGCUGAUCGAUGCCUUAAUCGUUACCAUCGCGCCAGUGACCAUCGGUGCAGAUGGCUUUGGCUUUUCGGCCAAGCUGCCAGAUGCUUCCGAGGCAGACGUCUCCCAAGCGUGGGCAAGUCCAAAUCGUGCUGCAUUUGGGAAGGACGAGGUCGUCGCGUGGCGAAAGCGUUGA
Molecule: messenger RNA, 765 nt
Organism: Sporisorium graminicola
Lineage: Eukaryota; Fungi; Basidiomycota; Ustilaginomycetes; Ustilaginales; Ustilaginaceae
Exons: 1
Coding region: 1-765 (254 amino acids)
Biological process (GO): riboflavin biosynthetic process
Molecular function (GO): 5-amino-6-(5-phosphoribosylamino)uracil reductase activity
Source: RefSeq, a predicted model, not a curated record